UUAAUUAUUAUUUUAAUAUUCAUAUUGUUGCUAAAAGAUAAUUUGCAUUCAUGUGAACCCAGACAGUUAUUCUUAGAAGGUGGAAAUACCCCCAAAAAUAAAUUAAAUAACACAAUGAACAAUAGUGAUAUGGACACCAAUUAUCACUUAUUUUAUGGUUUCAACGAUCCUGAAGGACAAAGUAUAGCACUGAAUGCAAUAAGCGUAGUGAAACCAAUACUGAAUCGUAAAGAAUUAUUUUUAUUUGACAAAACAGCACGUACAACAGGUUAUGGUGGAAUGGUAUCAGCCCGACAGCUGCAUUUUAUGUGUGGACCAUAUCCUGAAUUAAAUAUUGACAGAAAUUUAAUGUUUGAUAAAGUUAUCCAAACAGUGGUACAACUUUCUGUAUCUUGA
Molecule: messenger RNA, 396 nt
Organism: Trichobilharzia regenti
Lineage: Eukaryota; Metazoa; Platyhelminthes; Trematoda; Strigeidida; Schistosomatidae
Source: the annotation of a GenBank genome assembly